Pantherophis guttatus is the source of this 8220-nucleotide messenger RNA. RefSeq names its product synaptotagmin 2 (gene SYT2). Gene Ontology annotation, cellular component: exocytic vesicle; plasma membrane; synaptic vesicle membrane. Lineage: Eukaryota; Metazoa; Chordata; Lepidosauria; Squamata; Colubridae. Gene Ontology annotation, biological process: synaptic vesicle endocytosis; calcium ion-regulated exocytosis of neurotransmitter. Gene Ontology annotation, molecular function: phosphatidylserine binding; SNARE binding; calcium-dependent phospholipid binding. The record is from RefSeq and is a predicted model, not a curated record.
GAGGGAGGGAAGAAGGAGGGAACGAGAGAGCCCGCCGCGUCUUUCGCCUGGAUGGGAGCUUUGCGAGGAGCCCAAGUUCUGCAGCGGCCCGGCUGGCGGUGAGGAAAAGAGGCAGUGCCCGACCGCUCCCGCUCGCUCGCUCGCUCGGGUGCCUAAAUAGCAGUCAAGAUGACUUGGAACCUCUUCAAAAAACAUCCCAAACCUGAACCCAUCAUAGCUGUUACUACAGGUGCUCCAGUACAUCCUACCACUACUAUAGGAGCACCAGCAGUCUCCCAGGAAAAUGCAACGCAGAUCUCAGGCCCAGUGGAGAGUUCGGAAGACACUUUUGCAAAGUUAAAAGAAAAGUUUAUGAAUGAAAUAAAUAGGAUACCUUUGCCACCAUGGGCCCUGGUUGCCAUUGCUGUCGUUGCUGGAUUGUUACUGCUGACCUGCUGCUUUUGCAUCUGCAAGAAAUGCUGUUGCAAGAAGAAGAAGAACAAGAAGGACAAAAAGGGGAUGAAAAAUGCUAUGAACAUGAAAGAUAUGAAAGGCCAGAACAAACAGGAUGAUGAUGAUGAUGAUGGAGAUGGUGAUGAGGAAGGAGAAGAGGAAGAGGAAAAAGAACCAGAGAAUCUGGGCAAACUGCAGUUCUCCCUAGAUUAUGAUUUCCAGGCUAACCAGCUCACUGUUGGAAUCCUUCAAGCAGCUGAACUGCCAGCAUUGGACAUUGGUGGUACAUCUGAUCCUUAUGUCAAAGUCUUCCUACUUCCAGACAAAAAGAAGAAGUAUGAGACUAAAGUACAAAAAAAGACCCUCAAUCCAACCUAUAAUGAGACUUUUGUCUUUAAGAUUCCAUACCAAGAGCUUGGUGGGAAGACUUUGGUGAUGGCCAUCUACGACUUUGACCGAUUUUCUAAGCAUGAUAUCAUUGGGGAAGUCAAGGUACCCAUGAAUACUGUGGACUUAGGACAACCCAUUGAAGAAUGGAGGGACCUAGAGAGUGCAGAAAAAGAGGAGCCAGAGAAACUGGGAGACAUCUGUAUCUCAUUACGAUAUGUACCCACUGCUGGGAAAUUGACUGUCUGCAUACUGGAGGCCAAGAAUUUGAAAAAGAUGGAUGUUGGAGGACUUUCUGAUCCUUAUGUGAAAAUUCAUCUGCUGCAGAAUGGCAAAAGGCUUAAGAAGAAGAAGACUACAGUCAAGAAGAAGACCCUGAACCCCUAUUUCAACGAAUCUUUCAGCUUUGAGAUUCCCUUUGAGCAGAUACAGAAAGUGCAAGUUGUAAUUACUGUCCUGGAUUAUGACAAGUUGGGAAAGAACGAAGCCAUUGGAAAAGUCUUUGUUGGCAACAAUUCCUCAGGCACCGAGCUCAGGCACUGGUCUGACAUGCUUGCCAACCCUCGCCGCCCCAUUGCCCAAUGGCACUCCUUGAAACCUGAAGAAGAGGUGGAUGCAGCUCUUGGAAAAACAAAUAGGCAGCUCCAUUUUCCAACAUCACCUAAUGAACAUUCAAAGUGAUCCAGAGCUAUCAAUACCUCAGUUAGGCAACAUUUAGUUUUUGUUCUCUUUUCUAAGCUGCAACAUUCUUUCUUUGAUGGCUGCAAGGGAAUCCGGGUGAACUCAAGAGUAUCCAGGAGGAAGUGGUUUAAAAGCAUGGUGGUCCCUUCUUUUCAUAUUCUUCCAAGUAGUUGGUUUGCUGCAUGUUCCACCAUCUCUCUGUGUUAUUCUCUUCAAGUGUACAGCAAGCUUUUUACUUGGGUCUUCCUGAGACCACCACAAAUAACAGCACAAAACAGCUUUGCUUUUGCUUGUUUUGGGAGUUUCCUCCUUAAAUGAGACCUUGUGCUACAGGAUGAUACCAGAGCCUGAAAAUGUGAGAUGACGAGAUACACUGUGCUUGCUUUUGAGGGGAAAAAAAGAACAAGGUGUAUGAAAAGGCACUCCUGCAAAAUGGUGUUCAGUGAGUUUGGCCAUGAGCCAGCUAUCAGAAAUAUACAGGAAAAGCAAUACUGGCACUGGGACAUCUCCGAAGAUGUGGAUGGCUGGUGGAUUAAUUCUCUGUAAUGAGAGGACUAUGGUUUGGGGCACACAAGUUGCCAAAUGAUAAUUGCCCUGUAAUAGCUAUCUAAUAUAGUGGGUCUUCUGUUAACCUUCAAAUGUUUUGUUCUUAAUGAGAACAAUAGAGUGGUACCAGAAGAUCAUUGAAACAUGAAAUCUACAAAUGCAUGCUACUGUGGAAGGCAGAGUGCAAAAACGUUCUUUUUCUUGGGGAAAAAAAGCCAAACAUCACAGGAUAUUUAUUCUAGGCUUCACAAGCUAUCAAUUUAUGUGAAAAUUUCACUCUUUCUAAGAUAGUCAUCUUAUUGGUAGCAGUGCCAAGCUUAGAGGCAUCAGAAAAAAGCUAUGUCAAGUGUCUCAGGCAGCUUUGUAAAUCGGAUAAAAAUUAUAGGCCUGGGUUGAUUUGCAAACAUUUGCUAUCAUGCCUUGUUACUGCCAUUCUUCUUUUAAAACCACAAUAGACUAAAUCUGUUGAGUGCUGCAGAUUGAUUGGUGGAAAAUGUUUAUUUUUAUGAAUUUGGAACUUAAAGGAUGUGAAGAAAAUGCUUGAGACUGAGAACUGUGUGUUUUACAAAUGCUGAAGAGCAGGUACUUUUAGAUAGUUGAUGGGUUAGAAAUAGCAGGAAGGUCCAUCUAGUGGCCAGCACAGUGCAAUAAGUAUCCUAAGGAAGUUUAAUUUAGAAAAAAUAAGUACCAUCAAUUGGAGACACCCCCCACCCACCCCCAGUCACAUUUAAUUAAGGGAGCAAAGCCAGAAAUUAGUGGGAAAGUGAAUCCAUUCCAACCAAAAGACCAAAGAUAUAUCAAAAGCAGCAGGGCCUUCUCCUUUUGUCUGGCUGCCAAACCAUUCAUGAUUUUUUUUUGCUAAUCCCAGAAAGUCAAGCCAUAUUAGCUUUGUUACCUAGUGCUUGCACUGAUCUCUAAAAAAAAAUCCCCAAAACCUGCCCCCGUUUUUAUGUAGUGGCAGAUACAGAUACCUUUUCAGACGGAUGGUAGUGGAAGGAGGUUAAAUGGGGGCUAGGAAGUAAGAUUUUCAAAUAAAAGCUUCUUUUUAGAGUUUAAUAUUGAAUUAGAGUUAAUGAAAAGAGGCUGAAAUAUCAAAGCCUUGAGUCUGGAAAAGUUUGAGAGAAUAGUUUUGCUAUCGGUGACCACUGAAUUGCUUUUGUCUGGAAUGUCACUGGAGAAUAUCUGAUUGGGGUUGAUAGAAGUAAAAAAAUGGUUUCCAGUUAAAAGGCUGAGUGAGCAGAGCUCAGACUUGUAUCUGACUACAGUUGUGUAAGUAUAGAUACAAUAGGAACAGAUUUUUAAAUCAGACAGUUUUAAGAGAAGCGAGAAACAGGAAAUCUAAGGUUCCUGUGUAUUCAGCAGUUUUUUCUGGCUGUACCUAUUCGUCUUGCAUCUGGUCCUAAAUUCUAACUUUAACCAUCUGUCAGCAUUGCCUUCAAGGGUAUUAGUUGCUUUGUCUUUGUGCUAGUUCUGUUCCCUGUAAGAGCCUAACAAAAAGCAGUUUGAUAAUACAAAAAGCAUUCCAUUCUGGUUCCUCACUGAGUAGUGCUAUAUAUUCAAAGAAUAAUUUGUUUCUUAAGUUAGAAUAUAUAUAAAAAAACUUUCCAAUUAAAAGUAAGGUCAUCUUUAUCAUUGCUGCAUCAUUUAGACUGCAAAUAAGGACCAAAGUAAUCAAAGGCCUGCUUGUUCCACUUGUACCUAAAAUGUAAACAAAUUAAACUAAGAACCCGUGCCUGAAAGUGAAGCCAGAAGGAUUUUUGAGUUUCCUGUGUGAGAUCUCUUUCUUUCAAAAGAUAAGAAUUAAUGCAAAGAAUAGACAGAUUGAUACAGAUGAGGAGGGAGAAACAUUGCCACCUGCUUAAAUGCUUCAAAAUAAGCUGCCUUGGUAUAUCCAAGCAAAGAGAGACGACUUCCUGUAUGCUCUCCCCAAAUUCCCUUCCUUGUUUAAUUACAUCUAAAUGGCUGUAAUUUUACCUUGGUUCACUGGGUGCAUUGGUGAGCUAUUACACUUGGGGCUUUGUCCCUAACUACACAAAGGGAGUAUUGAAAUUGUUCAACGCUGAAUAAGGGUCUGAAUAAGCAUAUGUAAUUGUUUAUAUGCUUAAUCAGAAAAAUUAGACUUAAUGGAACUUUUCUGUGCAAAUAUGUUUGAUACAAGCGUGUUCUACAAAGAAAAGGGGUAAGUGAAACCUGUUCCCAACUCCUUUAUUGUGCCUCUUAGCUUUAAAUACUGCCAGCUGGCAAGGAUAUAAGAUUUCAAACAUCAUUAAUGCAUACUAGCGGAGUUCUGAAAUCAAACAUGAGUUUUGGUUUUUAAAUUUUAGACCUGCAUUUUCACUGAUCUUGAGAAGAGAACUACUCUAAGGUGAGACUGUUCUAAUGAGAAAAGAAUGAAUCUCUCUUUCCACUAAAAGCAAAAGUUUGGCAAGUAAGGUAUCUUUCCUUGUGGGAGUAUAAACCAUCGAGGGAAUUAUUGUUAUAUCAUAUCUAAGGUUAGCUGGAAGAAGGAAAGGUAAAUUUUGCUGAUCAUAUUAUUGUUGGGUUUUUUGCUUUUCAGGGUAAGCAGAAUUGAAAUUAGCCAUCUUCUCUUUAAAACUGCUGUGUAUGAGACUGGGGGAUGGAAGCAGUGCCCCUUAAGAGAUGCCUAUAGUUUGGAUAGGGUUUGACAGACAAAUUCUUAUUUUUGCUGUGAUCAAUUAGAACAGUGGUUCUCAAACUUGGUAACUUGAAGAUGCAUGGACUUCCACUCAAAAAAUUCUGGCAGUGGAAGUCCACACAUUUACACGUUGCCAAGUUUAAGAAAUACUGAACUAAAAUAUUGUCUCCAGAAAUAAUAGUCCUUUUGUCUUUCCUUUUUAUCACCAGUUGGACUGCAGAAUCCUAUCCACAGCUACAGAAUGUGGGAUCAGUUCUAGUUUUGCAUCCUCCAUUGUAUGAGUGUAAUGUUUGCUCUGAGUUGCAAAAAUAUCCCCAUCCUCAUCAUUCUGGCAUUAAUUCAUUUCUUAGAUGCUUUUCAAGAGGUCAUUAUUUAAAGGCAGAUGUAUUAAUUCCAGUGCUAGCAAACAUGUGCCAUUUAAAUGUGUUGAUAUGUAACUCUGAUUUGACCUGAAAUGAACACUUUUUAUAGAGCCCUCAAACUUAAUAACCCUUUCUGGCUUGAUAGUUUGUACUUAUAAGCUGUAUCCAUUAUAAAUCACACCUUCAUUCACACAACAAAACAGAUGGCUACCUGAACUGUUUAACUGCAUUGGUGCUUAUACCCCAGGAUAGUGCUUCUACUCACAUUGCUACUUCACAUUUGAUUGACACUUCUGCAUUGUUCUACACAGAAACUGCCAGAAGAAAGACAAAAAAAUAAAUUAAAAUAAAAUAAAAUGCUGAAAGCAAUGGCUCUGAUAGUUUUGGCUAGUUGAUAAUGCACAUAGCAAUUCAUGUUAAAAGGUAUAUCCAGCCAGUUUGAUUGAAUCUAGCUGAACAUUGGGAAGAAGAUAUCACUGUGAGGUGCAAGAAGGCUGCUGUACUCUCACUAGUUUAGAAUAAACAUCUGAGUAUCUUCAUUUUUAAUGGUUCAUAUGACAAAAUGGCAACUUCAUCAUGCAAACUUGCUUUGGUUCCUUCUGCUAACCAUCCAGACUGCCCUAUAUGAAAGCAGGAUACUGGAAAUAUUAGUACUGAUAACAUACCCUUUUAUUGAAUUACAGCUUCUAUUUCUAUGGUUUAAAAUGGUUUAACAGUCAGUAUAAUAUAUUUUAUUCAGUUCCUUUUCUGUAUAAAAGGGUUGAGAAAACGAAUCAAUUAAGCCAUCUAAGCCUCAUUCAAAUUCCAUCAUUUGUGUGUACUUCUGUAUAAAAUGAUUAUAGAGAUCUAAUGUUAACAUAAAUACAACCUUCUUAUAAAUGAUGCAUGACAACUAGCACAGUAUUUAAGUAAAAGCAUGCAAAAGCAGAACUCGUACAAUAUGUGGAUUAUCACUCGUUUUCUAGAAAUACAGCCAGGCUACAGAAUUAUUUUUAAAAUGUGGUGUGAAUGAAUUUAUUUUACCUAACGCAAUAGAGGGGGUUGUAAAAAAAACAAAAAUCAGAGAGAAUGGUCGUAACAACAUACAUUUAUUUUCAAUAAAAAGUAAUAAUUUUUUAAAACAAAAAAAAAAUGCAACAAAGCAUGCUUGAUCCAUUAAAAUAUAUACUCGGUGAAAGCAGGGAGGGGUGGGAUAAGAUAUAACACCAAGAUGGCAGUAAGUUUCAUCAGUGUCUUGUAUAAUUAAUAUUUGCAAAACUGGUGGCAUUUUUACUAUGUUCAGAUAGCCACAACAUUGCAGCUUCAAUGUUCUGUGUGGUGUUGAAGCCUCUACUGUUGAAGCAAAUUUUAGAAGCCAUAUUAGAUCACAGGCUGCCAGGAUCCUGAACAGGGAUUGGCUAACAAGUGAUCCUUGCUCUCUCUGCUUCCCUGUCCCUGCUUUCUUUGUCUGUCUUGCUGUCCAACUGUUAUGUUAUCCACUUGGGUCACUGAUGAGUGAUAAGGCUGGCUUGAGGCUGAGGCCCUGCCUGGGGUCUGACCUUGUUAGGCUAUGAAUGGCAUUAGUGUGAAGCCUUUUCUUAGCCUGUGUGUAGGGGCUCUGGUGGCAGACUUGGGAACUGGAUCAUGUGGCAACUCUAUCAGUGCCCAUAGCCUAUUUUGGCUGUUCCUCUUGGCAAGAAUUAUUAGGAUAGCAGUAGCUAUACCUGGGAGGCUGACCACCAUUUGAAUUUCUCAUGGGGUUGCUUGGGCACGUUGGGGGAAAUUUAAAUGCUGGACACUUUUCCAAAAUAGAGUAGCAAUAACUGACAUUGGAGGUCUUUCCUUUUAGCUUGAAAAAAAUAGAGCUAUUUGGCAAAUACUAGCAGUUUGAUUGUUUGUCACUUUAUGCCUGGCAACAGAGUCUAAAACACAUGCUUUCAAAAUUAUUUGGAAGAAAUGCUUCAGAUCUCACACCACUGCUGCAAUAAUUCUCUUACUAAGCAGCCUCCUCUUUUUCAAGACUUUGUUGGAAUACUGAGAAAAAGAUACUACUGCUUUAAGGUAUCAGUUCAUUAAAGUGAACUGUAAAUAAAUUAUUUUCAAAGCUUGCACAGUCUUUCUGCCUAAAAUAGUGGCUGCCUUUUUCAGUAAGAUGCAAAAUCAUAAUUCUUAGUGGUUAAGAGACAAACAUAAUUGAUGCAGCCAUGUUUUGUGUACAUGGACUUUGCACUUUGGUGCAAAUGAUCAUGUAUUGCACAGCUUCAAAUUGAGGUAAGAUUGGUGAGCAGGUCAAGAAUUAAGUGACGAAGGUAGCACUUUUUAGCUAGAAUUUUCAGAAUGGCUACCUAGCAUAAUUUAACUAAAAUUAUUUCUGUACUUAAGAAGCGUGUGGCAAAGAGGCCUCUACUUCCUGUGAUUUUAUAACUGGUUGUUUAUGGAUAAGUGGACCAAGGACUCAUUCUUGAGAGAAAUAGGCUAGUGUUUAAAGUGGUGCAGUAUUAAUAAAGUUCCUGAAGAUCCUCAAGGCAGUUUUGAUUAAGACAAUAUAUUUGGUCAUCAGGGACUGCUGACCUACUCCUCUUAUGCUACUUGAACUAUAGAAAUCUAAGCAGUGAUGGCAGCAGUGCAGAAGUGUUGCAAAUGGCUCAGGAAGAAAAAUACAUGCUAACUGGGAUUUUUCCCACCUGCUUGAAAGUGCCAGGUGCUUUUGUGCCUUUAGCACUAUAUUUAUGAAUAGAGAUCAGCAUAUCAUUAUUUGACCACCUAAUAGCAUUUGAGGCUGCUAUUAAAGGCAUAACUGCAGAGGGAGAUGAUGGCACCCCAACUUCCAAAUAGAGCAGCUGUAUGAAGAGAUGGUCAUGAUGACCCACCACAGGCUAGGUUACAAAAGGCUUCAGACAUCUGAUACUCAGGUGUAGGGUGGGGCCUCAGCUCCUUCCCAUUCCAGCCAUAUUUCCUCUGUGAUGUAGAAGCUUCCCAAACUGACUAAAUUUACUGGAGUCUUCACCUCCAGUUAUCUUCCCUACUUCAGGUGCAACGUGAUUCAACUCCCCUAAGCCUGCAGGAAGCUGCUUUUAAUGGUCCCUUCCCUAUCCUCAUGUGGACUGUUUCUGUCUUUAUUGUCAACCUGUUAUUUUGUAAUGAUAUGCGUCUCCUUAUUAAAGAAAUUAGCUGAAA